This is a messenger RNA of Musca domestica (house fly), 454 nucleotides long. Its product is annotated as cuticle protein LPCP-23-like. NCBI's taxonomy places the organism in Eukaryota, Metazoa, Arthropoda, Insecta, Diptera, Muscidae. The coding region runs from base 21 to 449 and encodes 142 amino acids. The transcript has a single exon. The record is from RefSeq and is a predicted model, not a curated record.
UCAAGCAAUCCUCCUUCAAAAUGUUCAAAUUCGUUGCCCUCUUUGCUUUAUUGGCUGUUGCCGCUGCUGCCCCAGGUUUGAUUACCGAAACCCAUCAUGUUGUCCAGCCCGUGGUGACCAAGACAGCCUAUGUUGAUAACAGUGCCUCCUCGGCCAUUACCCAUCAAAGUUUCACCAAUUUGGAGAGGAAAGUACCUGUAGUCCACACAGUUGCCGCUGCUCACUUGGUCAAGACUGUUGCCGCCGCUCCCGUAGUCCAUACCUAUGCUGCUGCUCCUGUCCUUAAGACUGUUGCCACCCCUGUUGUUCACACCUAUGCUGCUGCUCCUGUUGUUAAGACUGUAGCUGCUCCUGUAGUUCAUACUUACGCUGCUGCUCCAGUUGUCCAUGCUGCUCCCUUGGUAAAGACUGUUGUCUCUGCUCCCGUUGCCUACACUGCUUUCCAUUAAGAGGA